AUGAGUGCAUUUGCCGCCAACCUCGCUGAGUCGACAGGCACAAAGAGAGGGUUAAUCCACUUCGAGGAAGGUCCGAAGGGACUGAAGGAGCUCGAUGCAACCAUGCAGGCAUUCAAAAGCCAUACCUGCGACGCCAAUGGACCGAAGGAUAUUCGCACCGAAGACGUACAAAAGGUGCUCGUGAAGGGCAGCUGGGAGUAUAAGCUGGACGGCAACGAUCACGCACAGCAGAAGGAGAGCGAGCUUCUUUUCAUAGUUGGGUACGUUCUUAUGACGGCAUCGGGUAGCCAGGAGCUUGGUGAGUUGCUGAAGGCUAAGCGUUCUGGCGUGCAGGUCCCCAGCAAGGUAUUGGAGGACGCUCGAUACGUGGUGAAAGGCUUGAAUGAAUCGCGAGCUGGUGAGUUGAUUGUGGAGCAAAUACUCCCAAGGGCUAUUGACCUGCAUAUUGACUUCGAGGUGGAAGAAGGCGGCGAUGGGCCUCCAGACAAGUUUUAA
Messenger RNA from Didymella exigua CBS 183.55, 495 nucleotides. RefSeq lists its product as uncharacterized. The record is from RefSeq and is a predicted model, not a curated record. The transcript is spliced from 2 exons. Bases 1 to 495 code for a protein of 164 amino acids. Lineage: Eukaryota; Fungi; Ascomycota; Dothideomycetes; Pleosporales; Didymellaceae.